AUGACGGUGGCACCUUUGCAUCAUCGUCUGGCAGCUUGGUGUGUACUUCUGCUGUGGGUUCAGACGUCAAUCCUGACAUGCUGCACGAUAUUACUUCCUGCUUUGCCUUUGUUGUUGAUUCCAAGUUCCCUGGCUCGUGACCUUUUCUGCAAUGUUGCAGCUGGCUGCCAGGCCGCGUGGUUCGGCCUGGCAGUCUUCUGCCUUCGGUGCAUCCUCCGAACGCAUAUCUUCAUCCAUGCGUGUGACGACAAGCUGGAAGACUGGGGCAUGCAGGGUGACCUGCUCCUGAUCUCCAACCAUCCUACACGGCUUGACUGGAUGUUCCUGUGGACUUUGGCCGCAGCACUGGGACGUUUGUCCGGGCUGAAGAUCGUUCUCAAGGACAACCUACGAGCUGCACCAGGUUUCGGAUGGGCCGUGCAGUGUUUUGCAUACCCGUUCAUGUGUCGACGUGACAGGGAAGCUGACCUUCGAGUACUGCGAGAUGUUUGUGGUCACAGUGGCGGUCGUGGGAACUUGGCGUUGCUGCUGUUCCCUGAGGGCACCGACCUGAGCAAGUCGAAUCUGGAGACGAGCCAAAGCUUCGCUCGAAAAGAGGGCCUGCAGACCUACACGCAGGUGCUCCAUCCGCGCACAGCCGGAUUUGUCGCAGCAUGGCAAGCCCUCGAUGAUGUCGCGAAGGACCUUGAAGUGCAACCGCCGGUUCUGGUUGAUGUGACCAUGGCAUAUGUUGCUCCAGUCUCCGCCAACUUGCCAGACGAAGGAGCCGUCUUCGUUCGUGGCCACAUACCUCAUGAAGUUCACAUCCGACUACGUCGAAUUGAAGCGCCUAGUGCUUCCAGUGCCUCUGAGCUUUGCUGCCGCUUGUUCGCAGAGAAGGAGGAUCUGUUGAAUCGCUUUCAUGCGCCCGCCGGCGCUGGCGAUGGUAGUCAUGAGAAGCCAGAUCGACGUGUGUUUAUGGCAGAGGGCUCUGCUGCGCUCGAAGAUGUUCGUGGUGUCAAAACGAGGAUGUUCCUGAGCCUGCUGGCCUUGAUCGUGUUGGAGGUCUGGGGUUUCGCUCUCCUGCAAGCUAUGGGAUGGCUGUGGUCGCUGCUGCUGCUGGUGCUGGCUUCUGCCUGUUUUGUAAUGCUGGGCAAACUCACCGGUGGCAUUGACAAGGUGAUUCUGAGACAUGCUCGGCAGCAUCCAUCGAGACAGCAAGAUCUCAGAAAAGAGCGUUGA
Molecule: messenger RNA, 1221 nt
Organism: Symbiodinium sp. CCMP2592
Lineage: Eukaryota; Dinophyceae; Suessiales; Symbiodiniaceae
Source: the annotation of a GenBank genome assembly